This is a messenger RNA of Liolophura sinensis, 2211 nucleotides long. RefSeq lists its product as uncharacterized. The transcript has 6 exons. Lineage: Eukaryota; Metazoa; Mollusca; Polyplacophora; Chitonida; Chitonidae. The record is from RefSeq and is a predicted model, not a curated record. Bases 796 to 2211 code for a protein of 471 amino acids.
GUUGAACUCUAUACCUAUAGGAAGGUAAACUGGUCACCGUCCUCCUCGUGGAUGUUGAAUUUUAUACAUGUAGGAAGGUAAAUUAGCCACCGUCCUCCUCGUGGAUGUUGUACUUUAUAACUAUAGGAAGAUAAAUUUUCAACCAACUACCUCGUGGAUGUGGUACCUUAUACGUAUGGGAAGCAACUUAACCACCGUCUUCCUCAUGGAUGUUGUACUUUAUACCAGUAGGAAGGUAAAUUAGCCACCGUCCUCCUCAUGGAUGUUGUACUUUAUACCUAUGGGGAGGUGAACUAGGCAAGGUCCUCCUCGUGGAUCUUUAAUAUUUUUUUUCCUGGUAGUGAUGGAGGAUUGUUAGGUUACUAAUUAACAAUGACACAUUAGAGAAGGUCUUCAGGGUUACAGUAAUGUCUGUGUUUUCGGAUAAUAAAGGGUUUAAAGUGUUGAGAAUUUAUCUGCUCGGCUAUAGGCCUAUAUAAAUAUACAGGCCUAUAGUCUCGUACCUUGCCCAAUUAUUCGUAAACGAACAAGUUACAUGUUCCGUUCUGCUCAUGGAUGUCCGUUCUCCUCGUGGACGUUCUGCUCAUGGAUGCAGGCUGCCCAGUGCUACUCGACCUAUGACCAUCAGGAGGUUGUGCUAUCAUAAGGCACAAAGAUCAGCACUUACAUAUGUAUAGCAGCUCAGCCCAGACAAAGACAUGUAUGUUAAAGUAAACAGCAAGCGAAGUCAAAGACUAUAACAAACCAAAAUAUUAACAGGUUGCCCAACUGUUUUCUCAGAAAUCACAUAGAAGUAUGAGUGAUAACAUUGCAGAGGAUAAAAAAGACGUCAAGCCUAAACCUGACAGUUCCUUGUCAGAGGACGACAUCAACAAACUCUUCGCUCUUCUGAAGAAAGAGAUGCAGGCCAUCACAAUAAUUACCAGUGGCGCAACAGGUCUUAUCACUAGCUUGGUAGUAUUAAUCACUUACAAUACUUUACAACCUCCAGUCAUUGGCUCAAAUGGCACACUGGAACCAUCUCAUGAGUUAUCUGCCCCUGCCUGGGAGAGGAAUAGCUCCCUGGUGAUUUUUACGACAAAGGACAGAACUUUUAGCUUUGAUUUGGAAAGUGUCAGCCAGGGUGACUCAUUUGUCAGUUUUCAAAAAAGUCUAAUGAACCAGUUUAAGGAGGACCUAAUGGACGUAAACAGAACACUAAGUUAUCUGCAAGUAGCUUUGACUAACAUAUCUGAACAUUGUGUUGACAAAACUGGAAGCUUAGAAUCUGCUUUGAAAGGUCUCACGGCUUUAAACCAGUCCAUAACGGGACAAAACCUGAGACUGGAUACUCUUAACAUCACGUUGCUUGUGGUACAGAACACCUCUCAGCUACUAAAGAUAGAUCAACUGGAAUUGCUGGAACGGCUGAUAGAGAAUAAUGCCACACUGCAUGAUGUGAUUGAGCAUCUGCGCAAUCUGGAUCAGUCCGUUGAGCAACAUGGACAGAAAGCCAACAAAGCAUAUGACCGAAGUCUGCUGGCCAGUGCAGAGAUAUAUUCAAUGGGGAUUCCUGCCUCAUGGAUCCUGUACUCCAUUGUGAUAGGACUACUGAUAGAGCUGCCAAUCACCUUUUUUUGCAUGAAGUGGCUGCUUGUCAACAGAGGGCCUAACCCUGCUGUAAUCCCUCCAGGAAUGGAUCAAGCUGCAUCAGUACACCAUAACAGAACGUCAGAGACAGUACAGAAACCAGAAGUAAAGACAGAUUUCCUAGUCUUGAAGGAUGCAGUAACUUUGAUAGGAAUGGACCGUCGGACUCUCAAUUCCUGCAUAAAGCUGGUUACUAGUCUGACAGAGGACAUGGGGAUUGAAGUGAGGAAUGAACUGGUUAAGGAACCUGUUGACCUAAAGAAUAUCACAUGGUCAAAGAUCAUGUUACUGCUGGUAGAUAACAAUGUGGGAGAUGUGAUACUAGAAGAGCCUAACCGUCUUCAAGGUCAGAAUAAGGUGAAGAUAGCCGAGGCAGCCAUCAUGGAUCUGUUUGUGAUCUAUGUUGGACAUCAAGAGUCUCAACACCUGUCUGAGAACAAGCUCUUUGACCCUUGUUUGGCCUCUGUGAGGAAGCAUCCCAUCUUGAAACGACUGUCAGCUACUGGUCGAGUGAUGUCCAUCAACCAAGAAUUCACCAAACACCAGCGAGAACAGCUCAAGAAAGCCUUCAGAAAUUUAUAA